AUGUGCGGCGAAAAUGCUCUUAGUGAACGAAAGACCCAGAAGCGGUUUUCUAGAUUCCGUUCCGGAAAUUUGGAUGUUAAAGAUGCACUUCGCUCUGGCCGGCUAGAGUUUGUUGGGAAUUGGAAGGGAAUUGUCCAUUAUGAGCUGCACCAACCUAGCAAAACUUCAAUUCGCUCAUGUACUCUGCAGAACUCGUUCAUAUUUGGUCAACAGGAAAGGAGUUCUCUUUCAUCACAACAAUGCGCGGCCACACACAUGGGAGAUGACUCGGUACAAAUUGAUGGAACUUGGGUGGUAAGUUUGGAUGCAUCCACACAGCUCAGACCUUCCACCGUAUAA
Molecule: messenger RNA, 339 nt
Organism: Cooperia oncophora
Lineage: Eukaryota; Metazoa; Nematoda; Chromadorea; Rhabditida; Trichostrongylidae
Source: the annotation of a GenBank genome assembly